Aureococcus anophagefferens is the source of this 774-nucleotide messenger RNA. RefSeq lists its product as hypothetical. The annotation marks the transcript as partial. The transcript is spliced from 2 exons. NCBI's taxonomy places the organism in Eukaryota, Pelagophyceae, Pelagomonadales, Pelagomonadaceae. Gene Ontology annotation, biological process: actin filament polymerization; Arp2/3 complex-mediated actin nucleation. Gene Ontology annotation, molecular function: actin filament binding; structural constituent of cytoskeleton. The record is from RefSeq and is a predicted model, not a curated record. Gene Ontology annotation, cellular component: actin cytoskeleton; Arp2/3 protein complex.
CCGGGCCAGGAGAGCGUGCUCACGCUCCACGUCGCGCUGCCCUGCUACGACCAGCUCCUGCAGCACGGCGGCGCCGAGUGCCUCGAGACGACGUACUCGGGCAUGGUGAGCCAGCCCGAGCCGGGCUACUCCGUCGCGCUGAGCGCGAACGCCGACGAGACGUCGUCGCCCGAGGACCUCCUGUCCAAGCUCGUGCUCGUGAAGCGGAACCUGAUGGGCGCGCCGUUCCAGAAGGCCUUCUCGUCGCUCGCCGCGGGCACGGCCAAGGACCUCCCCGUCGCGCGGCUCCCCUGGCGCAAGAACGAGUCCGUCUACAUCGCGAUGCCGAGCAACUGGGACCGCGUGACCAUCGUCUUCUCCGUCGACUUCCCCGAGGAGAGCGACCGGGCCUACUGCCGCAUCUUCCUCCAGCAGCUCCAGGACGUCGGCCGCAAGGUGAACAACGCGCCGCCGGUGGUCUUCAGCGAGGCCAAGGAGCCGCCGCUCGAAAUCCGCGACACGUGCACCGAGAGCCCCCUCAUCGUCGGCUUCGUGUCGUUCACGAUCUUCGACCACCACGUGAAGACGCCCGCGAAGCUCGCCAAGACCAUCGACAACCUCAUCGGCUUCCGCAACUACCUCCACUUCCACAUCAAGGCCGCGAAGACGAACCUCCACAUGCGCAUGCGCCGCAAGGUCAACAGCUGGAUCCAGAUCGUCAACCGCGCGAUCAUGACCGCGGACAAGCCCAAGGACAUGAAGACGUCCUCGGGGAAGACCUUCACGCGCAAGUGA